Messenger RNA from Nematolebias whitei (Rio pearlfish), 2891 nucleotides. It is a transcript of the gene tmc6b, whose product is annotated as transmembrane channel-like 6b. Lineage: Eukaryota; Metazoa; Chordata; Actinopteri; Cyprinodontiformes; Rivulidae. Gene Ontology annotation, molecular function: mechanosensitive monoatomic ion channel activity. Bases 207 to 2642 code for a protein of 811 amino acids. The transcript is spliced from 22 exons. The record is from RefSeq and is a predicted model, not a curated record. Gene Ontology annotation, cellular component: plasma membrane.
AACCACCUGUUGAUUCACAGACCAGCAGGACAGUUGUUCGCCCUCAACAGUGUCUGCAGAUUACAAGUGCAACGGCUUAUCCCCCCACCCCCCAAAAAAGAAAACUACAGAUAUUUGUGGAGGAAUGAAGACCAUGGUGGGAGCUGAAUGCAGGGCUGUGACAGUGUGAUCAGUCUGCGAAGACGGAUCAACAGAGAAGUGGAAGAAUGGCUCGCAACGUUAACUUUGACCUGAACCACCCCCUCGUUGAAUGUGGACUGGAGAGCCCGACAAACGAGGAAGAUGUUCAUGAUUCGUUCCUCCAGCUGAUUGCAGAGCAAAGUCAGAAUGAAGAUGUAUCUGAUGCUUUUGAGCUACAGGUGCUGCAGGGUGAGCUGGAUCAGGAGCAUCAAGACUUGUUGGACUCGUCAAGUCCUGAACAAGAGUUUAGAGAACAGGCGGCACAUCAAGGUGAAUAUGAACUGGAGGAUUGUGAACGACAAACCGAUGCACUUAUUCCUGAACGCUGGUCUUCAGACACCCUGAAAGUUCUUUCCUCCAUGCCCAGCCGCACCAUUGGUCGCAACAGAGGAGCCAUCAUUUCUCAGUACUGUAACAAGACGCUACAACUUCGGAGACGCAGGCAGAGCAAACCAGCCGUCCGAGACUACUCUCGCUCUUCAAGGCCGAGCAUACGUGACUACGACAUUAAGGAAGACACUACAGACUCAGAGGAAAGAGAAUGUACAAAGCGGGAACAGUUGGUGAACAAUCUGCAGAACCUGUCAGUAGGUGACAGAGAGAAGAUGCUCCGAGGUAUGCCUCUGUGUUUGGCUGAAAAAAGAGAGCUCAGGACGUCAGCAUUACAAAAAGAUAAACAACGACGUUCCAGCAGCGGGAUUAACUGUUGCAGUCCGCUAUCCUUCAUUCACUCCCUCCACCUGUGGAAAGUGCCGCUCAAGAGGGUGAGCGGGCGUUUUGGCACCGGAGUCCUCUCGUACUUCUUGUUCCUCAAGACUCUUCUGUUUUUUAAUCUCUUCCUCUUCCUGGUCAUGGGUUCGUUCUUGGUGCUGCCUCAAGCAGUGUACCCCCCAGAACUGCCUGAAAAUAGGAGGAGCUCCUUCACUGGGCUGGAGCUCCUCACCGGAGCGGGUAAUUUCUCUGGUACGCUGAUGUACUAUGGAUACUACCGUAACUACACACUGAGCAGCCUAAAUUCCACCCAAGUGUACCUUUCGUACAACAUGCCUCUUGCAUACUUCUUCACAAUCGGAAUGGCCUUUUUCAUUACGUGCAUUAUUCUGGUGUACAGCAUGUCAAAGUCAUUCGGUCGGAGUUUCAGAAUCGACAAGUCUUACAGUGUUUUGGCCGUAAAAACUUUCUGCUCAUGGGACUUCAGGGUCAUCAAGAAAAACUCAACCAACCUCAUGUCGGAAAACAUCAGCACACAGCUCAAGGAGCUGUUGGCAGAGUUGAAUGACAAGCACAUCAGAAGCUCUUGGUUAGAGAAGUUGAGGAGAUUGAUGAUUCAUUGCAUAGCCUGGUUGAUCUGCAUCGCAGGCACCACUGCCUGUGUGGUCGGCAUUUACUGCUUCUCUGAUUACAUGCACAGAAAAAGUCGAGAUGCUGACCAGGACUCGUUACUGGAAGAAGCCAGCCUGUUGGCCCUGCCUGUGCUGGUCUCCCUCAUCAACCUGCUGCUGCCCUGCCUCUUCAACCUUGCAGCCUGGGUGGAGGACUAUAUUUCUCCAUCUGUGCGGACAUACGUUGCUCUCAGCCGGAACUUAAUGUUGAAAGUGAGCGUGCUAGGUGUCCUGUGCUACCAUUGGUUGAGUCGAAUUGCUACUAACAGUACUGAUUACAUUAAGUGCUGGGAGAGUUUUGUCGGUCAGGAGCUUUAUCGCUUCCUCAUCGUAGACUUCAUCUUCACUCUGCUGGAUACGUUAUUUGGAGAGUUGCUUUGGAGGUUGUUCUCUGACAAAAUCCUUAAGAGAAACAGAAAACCAGAGUUUGGUAUCGCCAAGAACGUCCUGGACCUCAUCUAUGGACAAACUUUAGCUUGGUUGGGUGUUCUCUUCUCACCUCUCCUUCCUGCUGUGCAGAUUCUCAAACUGUUUCUGCUCUUUUACAUUAAGAUGAGCAGUGUGAUGAUGAACUGCCAGGCCCCCAGGAGACCGUACCGAGUCAGCCAGAUGACCACCAUCUUCAUCACACUCCUCUGCUUCCCAUCCUUCCUUGGCGCCUCUGUGUGUGUCACAUACACCAUGUGGAGUAUAAAGCCGUCAAAAUCUUGUGGCCCGUUCCGUGGGCUCAACACCAUGUUCCAAGCAGGAAAAUUCUGGAUGCAAAAACUGGAAGAAAAAAAUCCCAACCUGUCCAUGCUGGCCAAGGCUCACACCUACCUGGUGGAAAACCCCUUUUUCUUGUUUGUGGGAGCAGGCAUCUUUCUGAUUGUCAUCUACUUCCACAGUCAGGUGGUCGAUGGUCAGAGGAAGAUCAUCACUUUACUGCAGGAACAUAUAGAAAAUGAGGGAGAUGAUAAGAAAUUCUUAAUUACUCGACUUCAGUCUAUUCACGAGCAGAAACGAGCGUCGGCUAAAAGAUCCGCCCGUCAGGUCUCAGCUGAGCUUCAAAAAGACAAACCUCAGUUUUCCAAGCACUGAGGUCCUUCAAGCAGUAAAUGAAACUGAUAAAUAACUGGAAACAGAACAAAUCAAAUAAGCUGUGACAGGUGCUCAAAAUAAGUCUGGACAUUAUUUGUUGAUAAAUGCAUUUAAGAAGAUCAGAAGCACAUAGGAAAUCUAAACGUCUGUUUUCUCUCUGUUUUGUAGUUAUAAGAAAUUUAGCAUCAGUCCAGGCAGAUCUGUAUGUAAUAAAAAGAGCAUUUUAGAAAAUAAAUCUUUGGAUUUUUU